This is a messenger RNA of Diuraphis noxia (Russian wheat aphid), 1228 nucleotides long. RefSeq names its product Nitrogen permease regulator-like 2 (gene Nprl2). Lineage: Eukaryota; Metazoa; Arthropoda; Insecta; Hemiptera; Aphididae. Gene Ontology annotation, molecular function: GTPase activator activity. Gene Ontology annotation, biological process: negative regulation of TORC1 signaling; cellular response to amino acid starvation; positive regulation of autophagy. The record is from RefSeq and is a predicted model, not a curated record. Gene Ontology annotation, cellular component: GATOR1 complex; vacuolar membrane.
AUGGAACCAUUAGAUCCGUACGAUAAUCCCAUAAAAUGUAUUUUUGUUUGCCACUUUCAUCACACCGCUGGACCAAAAAUUUUGUGUCAGGUACCAAAGAAUUUUAUGAGCAAGGAUACAUUUGAGACAGUCAGUGUUUACAUGAUACCAAAAGGCCAACUUCAAAAAUUUAUAAUUACAAUAACAACCAGGGACAACAAAAUUUUGGGUUAUCCGAUACAAAUUAAUGAUCAAAAAUAUCUUCGUAAUGCAUACUAUUUUAAUUUGUGCUUUGUUUGCGAUCAUAAUUCUCAUACACUACAUUAUGAACCCAUUGUAAAAAAAUUAUCUUCUUUUUUGUUAAACUUAGAAAUAGAAGAUAACUUUCUUUCUAAAAGUGACCAAUCUGAAAAGACUCAAGAAGAAUUAUUGUGUCUUAUGAGUAAAGUAAUGGAUGAUUUAAAUCUGUACAAAAGAUGUACCUUGAUAGCACGACAGUCCAUUAUUUAUUUAAAUGUAAUUGAAGUUUCCUGUAAUCCACCUACUCCAUUGGAUUUUGAUGUUCCAUUACCAGUAUCUGCAAUAGAUCUUUUAGAUGAACAGUGGGAUUUAACUACCAGACAAGUAGCUCCUUUUAUUGAUGGAGUAAAUCAUGUAUCCAAAAUUUCUAAACUUUCUAAAUUGGAUAUUGAAGUAGUUGCUGCAUGUAUUCAAAAUUUAGUUUAUUGUAAUGCUGUUUCUUUAGUAGACCUAUUUCGAUAUAGUAACAUGUAUGUAUGUACUACUAAAAUUGGACAACUUGCAAGGAAUAAAAGUCGUUAUGAUGAAGCAAUCAGUGCUAUAUCACGACCUAAUGGACCAAAAGCAACAUUUAAAGAUAUAUUCACUGUGUUCUCUGCAAUGAGACAAGGAUCACGAUUUAUUGAUGUCUGUUUAAGGUUUAAUCCAGUCUCAAUAAAUAUUGAUGAAAGAAAUUUAGUACUCUAUGGUCUUGCUAAUGGCUACAUUCGUCAGUUGAGAAAGUAUCCAGUGGUAUUAAAAGAAAAAGAUGUAGAAAAAACAUACAUGGGGAGCUACUAUAAUGGCCUAAACUCUCUCAAUAUAAUUAGCUGUUUUACAAAUACAGAUUUGUAUCAUUUGGACGAAGAAAUUGAAAGAGAUAUAAGAAUAGUAUCAGUAUGGAAAUAAUUUCACACUGUUAUAUUAUGUUUAAAAUAUAAAAUAUUUGAACAUGUUCAGUAUCAUUUAA